Fusarium keratoplasticum is the source of this 345-nucleotide messenger RNA. RefSeq lists its product as uncharacterized. The record is from RefSeq and is a predicted model, not a curated record. The coding region runs from base 1 to 345 and encodes 114 amino acids. The transcript is spliced from 2 exons. Lineage: Eukaryota; Fungi; Ascomycota; Sordariomycetes; Hypocreales; Nectriaceae.
AUGUUCUUCCCGAGCUUCCAGACGUACGGCGACAAGGAUCUGGACACUCUCCUGUCUUACGUUGUCGACCCCUACAUCCAGCACAAUCCCCUCGCGCCCUCUGGGAAAGCAGUCGCCCAGGCGGGGAUGACCCAGAUCUUUGCCACUCCGGGCCUCAUCAACAACGUCACCCGCGUCAUUUCUGAUCUUGACUACGUUGCUAUUCACGUUCACCGUAUUCAGCCCAACACAACUGAUAAGGCCAUUGUUGAUGUUUUCCGGCUGAAUGGCACCUGCAUUACGGAGCAUUGGGAUGUGCAGCAGAUCAUGAUUCCCAGCUCGACGAGCCCGCUGGCUUACUUCUAA